This is a messenger RNA of Vanessa tameamea, 1557 nucleotides long. RefSeq names its product cyclic GMP-AMP synthase-like receptor. The transcript has 6 exons. NCBI's taxonomy places the organism in Eukaryota, Metazoa, Arthropoda, Insecta, Lepidoptera, Nymphalidae. Bases 13 to 1542 code for a protein of 509 amino acids. The record is from RefSeq and is a predicted model, not a curated record.
UUUACAUUUAUUAUGUCGGCUAAAAAGAAAAAUUUAGAUGUCUACCUGGGUGAAGUUUUUAACCAGUUCAUUGCUUUAAAAGAAAAUGAUUUGAGAAAGUCACAGGAGGUGUUUAAUAGUGUCUUUAAGCUUUUUAAACAGAAAAUGGGAGAGCAAUGCAACUAUUUCAAGAAAUAUGCUAGUCAGGUCAUGUAUGCCGGUAGCGUAUGUGACGGUAUAAAAGUGAGCAAGCUUGAUGAAUUUGAUAUGGACAUCGUCAUCCGCCUCCCUGUCAACUAUGCUGAUGUUGGAGAAAACGGCAUCAUUAUAGAGAAUGACGAACCCGGCUUUGUGAAGUUAAAAAUUAUUAAAGCUUUUGAUAAUUUAGAUAAACAGAAGGAGUGGGAUACCUGUCAUAAAGUAACACGAGACUGGCGGGAUACGGAUAAGUAUUUGCUACAGAAUAAAUUCCGACAGUGGUUGCAUAAAAUAGUUCAAAGAACUGUUAACGAUUUGAAUGAUAAGGUCACCGUUCUUGGAGUCACAUACCUAUUAUCAUACAAAACCAUGGGGCCAGCUUACACGUUGAAUAUAAGGAAUAUCGAAGGCGAUGAGGAGUUUCUUCUUGACGUUGACCUUGUGCCUGUAAUCAGAUUCAUGCUGCCAAGAUGGCCUGAAGGUUAUAGAACCGUGGAGAACACUCAGAUAAAGGAAUGGUUAGUGGUGCCAAAGCCAAACAAGUCUGUACAAGAUGUGGACCUGAAAAACCGUCUUUGGCGGCUUUCCUUCCACUAUUACGAACGGGACAUGAUCAAGGCCUGUCAAGGAUUGAAGACGACUAUACGAUUGGUAAAGAAAUUACGCGAUGAGCUUGGUAUGAAAGCAAUCGCGAGCUACUACAUUAAAACCCUGUUCCUGUGGAAGGUUGAAGCGACCGACAAGCAGUACUGGCAGCAAAAAAUUAGUGUGAUUUACCGUGAAAUGGUUGAAGAUCUUUACAACGCCAUUAUCGAAAAAAAUAUACCGUAUUUCUGGAAUAAAGACAACAAUUUAAUACAAGGUGUAAAACCGACAGUUCUACAAGUAUAUGCAAAAAAAUUAAAAGAAGUGCUGGUUAGCAUAGAUUCCAAUGAUGUCGAAAAAGCAGUGUAUUUCCUUCUUAGCACUGAGGAAAAAGAGGAAUUCAAAAACUCUGAGUUUUAUAAGAAUCAAACUAUGGGUGAUACUGUUAACAAUAUUGUUCGGCAAGCUUCAAUUUGCAGUGCAAUUGAUGACACUCAGUCUCUGAAACUUGUCGAAAAGAAAGAAAAAGAUAACGAGCUGUUAAAUCUCGUGAGAAAUCUUAUGACAAAAAUCGACCGCUUGACAUUAAAAAUAGAAGAACAAGAAACGAGGUUGAUUCGGCUGGAGAAUGAGAGGCUAGUGAAUAAUACUGAUUGUGUUCAUGCUAAAGAUAAAAUCACGGAAGUUAAGCCGUCGAGUGUGGAUUUGACUCAGGAAAGUGUUAAUGAUAUAAGUCAGGAUUCGCAAGAGGCGGUUGUAUCUGAUUUACUGAUCUUAUAAAUAACCAAAAAUCUA